UUGUCCCCGCCAUACCGCAGUAGUUCCACCGUACCCGACAUUUCACAUAUCGGAGACAACAAUGGACGUGAUCCUCCAGUCGUGUGUCCCCAAGAGGACGCUGGACAAGGUCAUGUUCGUCUACAUGCUGCUGUUGGUCCAUAAUGUCGUGUUUUACCUCUGUUAUAUCGUGCUGCCAUGGCGAAGGGACACCCUCGGGACCAGUGAUCUAACAGUCUACCUGUGUAAGGCGUGGAUCUUGUUUUUGUAUGUGAACAUUAUUGGCGGGAUAUGGAAGGUCAUGCUUGUCUCCACGACAACCAGAGGAGUCAUUCUGCCAUCCACCCUCAAACCAGGUUGGUUUUAUUGCUGCCACUGCGAGACAAACGCUCCACCCAGGUCCUUUCACUGCGGCAUCUGUAACAUCUGUGUGCUCAAGCGUGACCAUCACUGUAUUUACACGGGUCGGUGCAUCGGGUACUAUAACUACCGUUACUACCUGACGCUCCUGAUGUACUGCCUUCUGCUCGCCAUCUUUACGUCCAGCAUCAGUCUAAGUCUAGCCUGGGAAAUGCUGGGGGAAUUCUCGGCGUACAAUUUAGCGGGCUUUGUUUUCCCGCUCGUGAUGUUCGUGGUCGGAGUUUUUGACUUAUACAAGACAUACGUCGUCCUUAUUUCGUUUGUGUGCACGCUGUUUUCGUUGAUGUUGUCGGGUCUGGCUAUCUGGCACACGAAACACGUCCGUCACAACAUGACCGCCCAUGAAAGACUUCAAGGAAACCAGUCGUAUGAUCUCGGACUUACGGAGAACCUCAGACAAAUAUUUGGACAGAAAUGGCGCGUAUCAUGGAUAUCUCCGUUUAUUUCAUCCCCACUUCCGGGAGGUGGACUAGAAUUUCCCACAAAAGAAAGCUACGAGAGUCCGAAGGAUCUAUAGAUAGCACAAACAAAUAGAAGGGUGAACACGUACCCCAUUAUGACGUCAUUUUGGUGGUCAUCGUGAUAAACACGACUACGUGUACAUCGAUAUUCGUUCCAGCUCUCUUUGUAGGUACAGAAGUCGCAAUGGCAGCUUUAGCAUAAAAAUUUAUUUGUCUUUUUUGAAUUUUAUAAAGGAAUUUUUUGUCUCCGUGAGUCGAAUCUGUUUCUUUGUAUCAUCUUUUUAUUUAAAUGAAGGUUAUUUGUAUUGAUUGUC
This is a messenger RNA of Magallana angulata, 1174 nucleotides long. Its product is annotated as probable palmitoyltransferase ZDHHC24. NCBI's taxonomy places the organism in Eukaryota, Metazoa, Mollusca, Bivalvia, Ostreida, Ostreidae. Gene Ontology annotation, molecular function: protein-cysteine S-palmitoyltransferase activity. Gene Ontology annotation, biological process: peptidyl-L-cysteine S-palmitoylation; protein targeting to membrane. The transcript has 2 exons. The record is from RefSeq and is a predicted model, not a curated record. Bases 62 to 916 code for a protein of 284 amino acids. Gene Ontology annotation, cellular component: Golgi apparatus; endoplasmic reticulum.